This is a messenger RNA of Carassius gibelio (silver crucian carp), 1237 nucleotides long. Its product is annotated as C-type mannose receptor 2-like. Bases 222 to 1229 code for a protein of 335 amino acids. The transcript has 5 exons. NCBI's taxonomy places the organism in Eukaryota, Metazoa, Chordata, Actinopteri, Cypriniformes, Cyprinidae. The record is from RefSeq and is a predicted model, not a curated record.
CAGUUUUUGGUCAGCCUCAGAGACCACCAUUUGGCCUUGACUAGAGAAGAGUGUAUCAAGAUCAUCACCCUGUUGUAGGCAUUGGGGGAGUAUGACAAGAAGAAGACCAUUUACCCAACACGUCACCAAACCACCCUAAAAAAGGACAAUUCAGGGCCAAUAAGAAGAUUGUGGAACAAGGUGUGAAGAGCACCAAAAGUGAACAAACCUGUGAAGACAAGAUGAUACAGAACAAGAUUCAACUGGUUGUUUUUCUCGCAGGAAUCCUGUCCAAGGCUUCAUGUGAUCUGUAUCAAAUCGUCCUGAUCCAAGAGCCAAAGACCUGGACAGAAGCUCAAUCCUACUGCAGAGAGAAAUACACAGAUCUGGCAACGGUUCAGAGCGAUGAAGACAGAGCCAAACUAAAGGAGGCAGCAAACGCUGUGAACUUUCAGUCUCUGGCCUGGGUCGGUUUCUACAGAGUCUCUUGGGGUUGGUCAUAUCAAAACACACCGGCCAGCUAUACAAUGUGGGAAUCCUGGGACCCGGACUUGCCCAAAACAAGCGAGGCCUGUGUGUCUGUACAAGCCAAUGGACGAUGGGGCGACAGAGGCUGCACUGAAAAAGACUACUUCUUUUGCCAAACUGACUCACAGGACACACUUCAGAACAAGUUUAAAUUCAUUGGAACGGUCUUGAGCUGGUAUGAUGCUCAAAUUUACUGCAGAACAAACUACGUAGACCUGGCCACCAUUUCAGACAACACAGAGAACACGUUCCUCACAAACACACUUUCUAGCACGGGCUUCUACUAUGCUUGGAUUGGCCUGCACAGGACCCCAUUGGACCCAUUGAUCUCAUGGCAGUGGUCAGACGAGAGCAGUGUAUCGUUGUCUUCUGUGAAUUGGGUGUCUGGGCAGCCUGAUAACUUGAAUGGAAAUGAGAAUUGUGUGAAAGCCAGUACUGUAGGACUGAUGGCUGAUGACCCCUGCUCGACUUCACUGCCUUUCUACUGCCGCGAAAACAGGAAAAUACAGCGUGUGAGAUUCACAAUCACAUCAGACGGACAACUGGAUGAAUCCACAGUGAUGGAGGCCAUAGAGAAGAAGAUGAAGGAGAUCCUCUCAGAUCAAGGAAAAUCCAGCAUAAACUGGAGCGUUGAACCUGACGGGAAGAUCUUCCAGCAGCAGAAAACACAAGAAAACACACAAGAGACGGCAUGUGAGGACUUAGAGCCAAUGAAACGCUAGACUCUGAU